Molecule: messenger RNA, 834 nt
Organism: Penicillium riverlandense
Lineage: Eukaryota; Fungi; Ascomycota; Eurotiomycetes; Eurotiales; Aspergillaceae
Exons: 3
Coding region: 1-834 (277 amino acids)
Biological process (GO): double-strand break repair via homologous recombination; DNA replication; nucleotide-excision repair
Cellular component (GO): nucleus; chromosome, telomeric region; site of double-strand break
Molecular function (GO): DNA binding
Source: RefSeq, a predicted model, not a curated record
AUGGACGGGGGCUACAAUAAUUACAACUCGUACGGCGGUCAGUCCGGCGGCGGCGGCGGAUUCAUGCCGGGCGAAACGACCAGCCCAGCAGGAGGCAAGAAUACUGACCGCGACAACAAGACCAUCCGCCCUGUAACAGUCAAGCAAAUCCUCGACGCGAGGCAGACAUACCCCGAAGCGCCGUUCCAGAUCGACAACGCAGACGUGGCCAACGUCCAGUUCGCCGGGCAAGUGCGCAACAUCAGCACGCAGAGCACAAAUGUGACGUACAAGAUCGACGACGGCACGGGCGAGAUCGAGGUCAAGCAAUGGAUCGACUCGCAGACGGCCGAUGGCAUGGACAUGGACGGCGGGGCCAAGGCGCCAGCUAAGAACGAGGUUGAGCUGAACGGGUACGCCAAGGUGUUUGGUAGCAUCAAGAACUUCAACAACAAGCGCUAUGUCGGCUCGCAUGCGGUCCGGCCGCUGACCGAUAUCAAUGAGCUGCACUGCCAUCUGCUCGAGGCUACCGCUUGCCACCUCUUCUUCACUCGGGGACCGCCUGGUGGUGCCGGUGGUGCGAACGGUGCAGGCACGGACACGGCGAUGGGUGGUGCGGAAGACUACGGCCAGGCCCAGGCUCUGGCGUCGAUGUCGCCCGUGGCGAGGAAGGUCUAUACCCUGCUCAAGUCGGAAUCUGCGGAAGACACCGGCAUGCAUAUGCAGAUGAUCGCGACCCGACUCGGUUUGCCUGUCACGGAUGUGGCCAAGGCCGGAGAUGAGCUUAUUAGCGCCAGUGUAAUCUUCUCGACGACCGAUGAGCAGACAUGGGCGAUUCUCGAUUACAACAGCUGA